UUGUCGACCCGAAGCAAAUAAUUUGUCGACGAAUGAUCUGACGGACAAAUGUUCGGUUCGCUAGAAUAUAAUUAUCGUCCUUGCAUGACUGAGCAAUGAGUUAACUGGCCAGCAAGUUUACUCUAAGCAAAGGCUUAAAAAAAAUGUCCUCGAUAAAGAGACAAAAUGAAAAGGCUAAAACUGCUAUAGUGGCGCUAAAACAGGAAAAUGGAAAUGAUGUCUGUGCGGACUGCAGCAAGCAAGAUCCUAGGUUCACUUGUCUGAAGAAAGGAUUAUUCUUAUGCCAAAACUGUGCUCAAGUCCACACUAGUUUUGGAGGUACAAAUUCAAGGAUCAAAUCUAUUGAUCUGGGAAACUGGAAUGACGAAACUCUACAGUUUAUGGAAGAGCAUGGUAAUGCUAAGGGGAAUGCUGUAUGGGCCAAGAAUGUCCCUCUUUGCUAUCGGCGACCAAAGCCAUCAGAUGCACAUGUGCUCAGGGAGCAGUGGAUAAGAGCAAAAUAUGAACGAACAGAGUUUAUUGAUGGUGCACCAGAGCCAAGUUAUUUAACAGGCUCAUUGAGAGGAUAUUUAAGAAAAAAAGGAAAAGAAGAUAACAGUUGGAACCUAAGACUUUUUGUUCUAUCUGCAGCGGACAACUCACUUGCUUACUACAUUAGAGAUCAGGAUAGGGAACCAAAAAGUAAUUUGAAAAUCACUGAGAUUAACGUCACCUUCGCGGAAGAAAGAACAAACAAGGAAAAUAGUCUUCAGAUAACAUAUGUUACAAAAGGACGAACAAGGAAUUACUUUGUGUACUCUGAAAAUGGCCAGGAGGUUGUUCAAUGGUACAUGGCAAUUAGGAAAGCAAAACUUGAUUUAUUAGGAUACAAUGAAUCUGAUGUUGACCAAGAAAAGUUAGAGAACGAACUCACCAGGGACUUCAUUAUGCAAGGAUUUUUGUUUAAGAGAGGACCAAGGGAUGAACCGUGGAAGAAAAGGUGGUUUUCGCUUGAUGGCAGAAGACUUCUGUACUUCGAAGAACCAAUGGACGCUUUGACCAAAGGCGAGUUGAUUAUCGGCUCCAACACUGAAGGCUUUGCCCUCCAAGAGGGAGUCAAGUCAGGAAAGCAUCAGGACGAGGACUACUGCUUCACUCUUACAACUCCUAAACGGGAUUUUGUUAUGAUGGCGAAUACAGAAAAUGAAAGAAGAAUGUGGAUGGACUGUUUAUCAAAAGUCAUUUCGCAACCCAUGACGGAUGAAGACAAAGAAGAAAUGAAAACCACGCUCAAAGCAAUGAAAGAUUCCAAGAAAAAGAGCUUCAGUAGACUGCGAAGCCUGUCAAUGUCCAAAAAUCAGGAUGAGGAUUCGCCUUAAGCAGGCUGUUAAGUGUAGAAGCAGGUAGUAAAAGCAGUGUAGUGGCAGGUUCCAAGACUACAUUUAUAGGAAAAUUAUCUACUUAUAAGGGUGAUCAGCUGUUUUUUAUAUCAGUGCCAUAGAUUAACCAGGAUGGCGUCUGUGGUUUAGGUUAAUGUUUAAAAAAAAAAACAAAACAAAACAAGAAAAAAAGGAAAAUUGAGAAUUGUCUAACAUUGUCUCCAGGGUCCCUCUUUUUUCCAUUUCCCUGCCCCCUCUGAGGUUGCUAUCAGGCUCCUUUCUAUAGACUAUACAGACAACAUUAAUCAUACACUCACGUCGUCUAAUUUUAGAAAUGAAAAUCACCCUCAAAGCAAUGAGAGAUUCCAAGAAAAGGAACUUCGUUGGACUGCGAAGGCUGUCAUUGUCCAAAAAUCAUGAUGAGGAUUCGCCUUAAACAGGCUGUUGGACUUGAAACUACUUUAAUAAGCAGUGUAGUGGCAGGUUCCAAGACUACAUUUAUAUGAAAAUUAUGUACCUAUUAAUGGAGAUCAGCGGUUUUUUAUAUCAGUGCCAUAGGUUAACCAGGGUGGCAUCUGGCCAAUCACAAUCCAAUAAAAACAAAUCAGCUUAAACCAGACAGAAAUCGCGGCUAAAACGUGUAACCGGCAUUGAGAACGGAAAAAAGCACCAAGAAAAAGCGCCUAGCAAAAAAAAAAACAGUUCGUAAAAAUAAUCAUAUACGUACCGCGAAA
Messenger RNA from Pocillopora verrucosa, 2092 nucleotides. RefSeq names its product arf-GAP with dual PH domain-containing protein 1-like. The record is from RefSeq and is a predicted model, not a curated record. Gene Ontology annotation, molecular function: phosphatidylinositol-3,4,5-trisphosphate binding; phosphatidylinositol bisphosphate binding; GTPase activator activity. Gene Ontology annotation, biological process: positive regulation of GTPase activity. NCBI's taxonomy places the organism in Eukaryota, Metazoa, Cnidaria, Anthozoa, Scleractinia, Pocilloporidae. Gene Ontology annotation, cellular component: intracellular membrane-bounded organelle; plasma membrane; cytoplasm.